CGCACCGGCUUCCCGCAGACGUGUAACAGACGGUGGGCCGCAGCCAUGGCCGAGAGGAAAUCUAACGGUGGCAGUGGCGGCGCCUCCACCUCCUCGUUGAGCACUAACUUACUCUUCUCCUCCUCGGCCACGGAGCUCAGCUUUAACGUGCCCUUCAUCCCAGUCACCCAAGCCGUCGCGGCCCCGGCCUCCCUGCUCUUGCCCGGAGAGGAUUCCACAGAUGUGGGUGAGGAGGACAGCUUCCUCGGUCAGACUUCUGUUCACACAUCCACCCCACAGACAUUUAGUUACUUCUCUCAGGUAUCAAGCAGUAGUGAUCCUUUUGGGAAUAUUGGACAGUCACCUUUAACAACUGCAGCAACAUCGGUUGGACAAUCUGCGUUCUCCAAUUCCCCGACUGCUCUCCCUUUUACAACUGGAUCCCAAGAUGUGUUGAAUGCAUUUCCACCAUCUGUAUCGAAGCCUCCAUAUGGUGCUCCACCUUCCCCACAGAUGGGAAUGAAUACUUACCUGCCUUCUCAGCCAAGUAGUCUCCCUCCUUCAAAUUUUGGGAGCCCACCCCAAGGAACCCCCCAACAAGGGUACAAUCCAUAUCGCCAUACCCCUGUCAGCAGCAGGGCUAAUCCAUAUAUUGCACCACCACAGCUGCAACAGUGCCAAACACCAGGCCAUCCCUCUCACCCUCCACCCUCUGGACCCCCUAUGCAGAUGUACCAGACGCCUCCAGGAUCUUUGCCACCGAUUCCUCCUUCAGUGCAGUCACCAACACAGCAGCAGGUACUUGCUAGACCUGUGGGUCCCUCUGUGCCAGGGCCGCCACCUUUUGUACUUCAAAAUCAAUAUGAACCUGUUCAACCCCACUGGUUUUACUGCAAGGAGGUAGAAUAUAAGCAACUAUGGAUGCCUUUCAGUGUGUUUGACUCUUCAAAUCUUGAAGAAAUUUAUAAUUCUGUCCAGCCAGAUCCUGAGAGUGUGAUCCUAGGUACAGAUGGAGGGCGCUAUGAUGUUUACCUCUAUGACCGAAUGAGAAAAGCCGUGUACUGGGAGGAGGAGCCUGCUGAAGUGAGACGCUGUACUUGGUUUUACAAGGGGGACACAGAUAGCAGAUUUGUUCCCUAUACAGAGGAGUUCAGUGAAAAACUAGAGGCAGAAUAUAAAAAAGCUGUAACCACAAAUCAGUGGCACCGCAGAUUAGAGUUUCCAAGUGGAGAGACCAUUGUUAUGCACAAUCCAAAGGUUAUUGUUCAGUUCCAGCCUUCUUCAGUGCCCGACGAGUGGGGGACCACACAGGAUGGACAGACAAGGCCCAGGGUUGUAAAACGUGGGAUUGAUGACAACCUUGAUGAGAUUCCUGAUGGGGAAAUGCCUCAGAUUGACCAUUUGGUAUUCAUGGUGCAUGGUAUUGGACCUGUGUGUGACUUGCGCUUUAGAAGCAUUGUUGAAUGUGUGGAUGAUUUUAGGGUGGUUUCUCUCAAAUUGCUGCAGACACAUUUCAAGAAAUCUUUAGAUGAGGGAAAAGUCAGCCGAGUGGAGUUCCUCCCAGUUCACUGGCACAGUGCCUUGGGUGGGGAUGCAACGGGUGUUGACAGGAAUAUCAAGAAAAUCACUUUGCCAAGUAUUGGUCGUUUUCGUCACUUUACCAAUGAGACCUUGCUAGAUAUUUUAUUUUAUAAUAGCCCCACCUACUGUCAAACAAUUGUGGAGAAAGUGGGAGUGGAAAUAAAUCGUCUCUAUGCACUCUUCAUGAGUCGGAAUCCAGACUUCAAAGGAAGAGUCUCUGUUGCUGGUCACAGUUUAGGUUCUUUAAUAUUGUUUGAUAUCCUAUCUAAUCAAAAAGAUUUGAAUUUCUCCAAGUCUCCGGGACCUCCCGCUGUUGCUAAUGGAGUUGUGAAGCAGCCCCAUUUUCAGGACAAGCAGAUGCACGAAGAGUCAAAGCUGGCUUUGGAUGAUUCAUGUGACCUUGAUGUUGAAAAUGAAGAAGUCCUAACUUUGCAAGAAACUCUGGAAGCACUUAGCCUCUCUGAAUAUGCUAAUACUUUUGAGAAGGAAAAGAUUGAUAUGGAAUCUCUGCUUAUGUGUACAGUUGAUGACCUGAAGGAAAUGGGAAUACCCCUUGGACCCAGGAAGAAGAUAGCUAACUUUGUAAAACUUAAAGCAGCCAAAUUGGAACAGAAAAAAGCAGCAUCAGAAAAGAAGGCAAUGAUGGCUGCUUCGACAAAAGGACAAGAUGAAAGUGUUCAGAAAGCUAAAGAAGUGGCUUCUGUCCCUUCAGAAUCUAGUGAAUCUAAGAGGAAGCUUCCAGUUGGUGCUUACGUUUCUUCUGUGCACAUUGAUUAUGAGUCUUUUGAAGUUGGCACUGGCCAGGUUUCUGUUAUUUACAGCUCAUUAGACUUCGAGCCAGAGAUUUUCUUUGCUUUGGGAUCUCCAGUUGGUAUGUUUCUUACCAUCCGAGGAGUGGAUAAGAUAGAUGAAAACUACAGGCUUCCUACUUGUAAAGGAUUCUUCAAUAUUUAUCAUCCUCUUGAUCCAGUGGCAUAUAGAUUAGAACCUAUGAUUGUUCCAGAUUUGGAUCUAAAAGCAGUCCUCAUCCCACAUCACAAAGGCAGAAAAAGACUUCAUUUGGAGUUGAAAGAAAGUCUCUCUCGAAUGGGAUCUGAUUUGAAGCAGGGUUUUAUUAGCUCUCUGAAAAGUGCUUGGCAGACACUUAAUGAGUUUGCCCGUGCUCAUACCUCUUCAACUCAGUUGCAAGAAGAAUUGGAGAAAGUUGCCCAUCAAAUCAAAGAGGAAGAAGAAAAGCAAGUAGUUGAAGCAGAAAAGAUUGUUGAAAGUCCAGAUUUUUCCAAGGAUGAAGACUACUUAGGAAAAGUUGGAAUGUUAAACGGAGGCCGCCGAAUUGAUUACGUUCUUCAAGAAAAGCCAAUAGAGAGUUUUAAUGAAUAUCUUUUCGCUCUUCAGAGUCAUUUGUGCUAUUGGGAAUCCGAAGAUACUGCUCUCCUACUACUUAAAGAAAUUUAUCGAACAAUGAACAUUAGUCCAGAGCAGCCCCAGCAUUGAUCGGACUUCUAUUUUACUAAAGUCCCAGGGAAAAUCACCUUGCUGAAAGAACUCUCCAUGGAUGUUCCCAAGUCUGCUCCUGUGAUGGAAGAUUGAAAAGCGAUGCGUCGACAGUUGUUCACACAUGACUCUCAGGUGUGGGCUUCAUUCAGAAGGCAACACAUGGAGCGAAAAGGAAAUGAAAAAAUCUACUGCAUUUGGACAGUAUGGAUGAGAAAAUGUAAUUAUAAAAAUAAUGCAAUGAAAAAUUCCUCAGAUUUGUUUAGUUGUAUAGUUGUCCAAGUUAAGUAUGAGUUAAAUGAAGAAAUAUUUGUAGCAUGCAAAUGGUUAUUUCUGUUUCUGAAAAACCAUCAUCAAUGGGCUAUUAAACUUACAUUUUUCUUUUUAUUAGUGCAGUAUGUUCCUUUUAUUCAGGUAUGGACUUCUUGAGAAACUCUGGUAACAUGAUUUUCAGGAAAGAUGUCAUACUUUCAAUGUGAAGCAUGGUUCUGAGCUGCUGGGAUGCAGGGUCCUUUCUGAGGAAGUGGCCAAGGUCACUUGCAGCCCACGCUGGGUCUACGGUGUUGUGGAGCCUUCACACCACCGGAAGCCUAGUUAUGAAAUGCUUUGACUUUCCAGAAGUUCUGUGAUGGACUCUCUGGGAGUGUCCACCUACACAAGGAGGAGGGAGCACAUGUCAGGUUUCAUUUGGUCAUCAGACGAAGCUGGCAGUUGCCUCAUUGCUGAAGUUCUACUUAAUGUGAGAACCAAAGUAGAGGUUUUUGUUUUCUGGUUUAUUAAUUUCCCUUAUACCAAAGUCUUUGAAAGUAUGAAAUGUACUGCUUCUAGGCUGUAAAGCUACUUCAUGAAAAGACUGCUCUGUGGUAUUUCACUUUGUUUUACCAUAAAUUCAAAUUAUCUAAAUAUUUUCCUAAUCCUACACAGAAAUGCUGAUUUUCUUCUUUUGUUAUGUAGUGGAAACAUUUUACAUUGUUUACAUAGUUCUCAUGGAACAUGGAAUUUUUUGAAAGCUAUAUAUGAUACACAUUUUUGUGUAUAUAUAUUCUAAUUGGUGUGAAUAAAACAGUAACAUCAGUGAUUUUUUUAAGCAG
Molecule: messenger RNA, 4145 nt
Organism: Marmota flaviventris (yellow-bellied marmot)
Lineage: Eukaryota; Metazoa; Chordata; Mammalia; Rodentia; Sciuridae
Source: RefSeq, a predicted model, not a curated record